CCUAGAGAAGUCUUAUGGAAAGUGGGAUGUGCUGGUAGGAUUGGUAGGAGCAGUUUACACAGAGGUCAGUAAGAUUCUGGCUGCUCUCCUCCCCCUGCCUUACAGUGUGUGUGUGAGAGGGAGAGAGAGAGAGAGAGAGAGAGAGAGUGAGAUGACUGCAAAGAGCAGAGGGGACGGAUGGCGAAUCUCCCCCGCACCGGCAGUGGCAUCAGCAGACAGCCUGGCAUGUUCUCUCUGCCUUCCUUUAGCUGCAGGGAGAGCUCACUAGUGCCAGGCACGGGCAGGCAAGACAAGCCCAGGAAGAAAUCUUUCUAUUUAGUCAACAUGAAGCCCCUCAAAGAGCCCGUCAACAACAACAACGUGUCCUUUGUCAUCCACUGUCACAUAGGCAAAGAGAUCAAGCACAUUUGCAGCAACUGCAGCCGCGGGGAAGAAGCCCGAGAGGCUGAAGAGGUGGAAAGGCUGGCUGCUAUGCGAUCCGACUCUUUAGUCCCAGGGACCCACACUCCACCAAUUAGACGGAGGAGUAAAUUUGCCACUUUAGGAAGACUUUUCAAGCCUUGGAAGUGGAGGAAAAAGAAAAGUGAAAAGUUCAAGCAGACAUCUGCAGCUCUGGAAAGGAAGAUAUCUAUGAGACAAAGCAGAGAAGAACUCAUCAAGAGAGGAGUCUUGAAAGAAAUGUAUGACAAAGAUGGUGACUUACAUAAUGAAGAAGGAUUGAUGGAGAAUGGGCAAGCCGUUAGCAGCGGUUCUUCGUCACUUCCCAUCAUAACAGAGCUAGAAUUGACUUCGAUGGCAGGAGAUACUUGUGCAUAUGAAGUGCUUCCAACUUCUGAACUUAUGGAUGGGACAGUAUCUGAAGAUCUUUCAUCUGAGCCAGGAUCCCUAUCCCAAGAUCCAUCAUACAAGCCAGCCAUGCUACUGCCCCCCAAAAAAACUGUCGGUUUCCCAGUAGACCAAGAGGACACCCCUGUAAAACAAAUAACACUCCUCAAGCAACCUCCUGCCCUGCCUCCCAAACCAAUAUCCCGAAUUGCCAAUCAUAUAGCAGACUCCGGUGCACCUGUGAAACUGCCUUGUAUGCCAGGGAAAAUGUCUCCUCCACUACCUCCAAAGAAAGUCAUGAUCUGCAUGCCAUUAGGAGGGACAGACUUUCCCUAUGGUCCAUAUUCCAACCAGAAGAGCUCCCAGCAUCAUCACACUGUGCUACCAUCCCAGUUAGCAGCUCAUCAGCUGCAGUAUGGCAGCCAACAUUUUUCUACAGGAUCCAGCUCCAUAUCCAUCCACCCAUCCAUUCCUCCUGGGUGCCGAGUUAUUGAGGAGCUUAAUAAAACACUCGCCAUGACAAUGCAGAGGUUGGAAAGCUCUGGUUUGCAUGGAGGGGAGAGUAUCACAAAAUCAGGACUCAGCGGCUAUUGCGACAUGAGACAAGUGCCAACAGUUGUUAUUGAAUGUGAAGAUGACAAGGAAAAUGUGCCUCAUGAGACAAGCUAUGAUGACUCUUCGUGCCUGUACUCUAGAGAUGAGGAGGAAGAUGAUGAUGAUGAUGAUGAUGAUGAAGAUGAUGAUAGCUCACUAUACACAAAUUCUCUGGCAUUAAAGGUCUUACGAAAGGAUUCACUGGCAAUAAAGUUAAGCAACAGACCCUCCAAGAGAGAACUGGAAGAAAAGAAUAUACUUCCCAUGCAGACGGAUGAAGAAAGGCUGGAAUCAAGGCAACAGAUUGGGACCAAGCUUACAAGGCGGUUAAGCCAAAGGCCAACAGCAGAGGAGCUGGAACAAAGAAAUAUACUUAAACCUCGAAAUGAGCAAGAGGAACAAGAAGAGAAACGAGAGAUUAAGAGGAGGCUGACACGCAAGCUUAGUCAAAGACCUACAGUGGAAGAACUAAGAGAGAAGAAAAUCCUUAUCAGUUUCAGUGAUUAUGUGGAGCUGGCAGAUGCACAGGACUACGAUAGAAGAGCAGACAAACCAUGGACUCGACUAACGGCAGCUGACAAAGCAGCAAUUCGUAAGGAGCUUAAUGAGUUCAAAAGUACAGAAAUGGAAGUCCACGAAUUAAGUAGGCAUUUAACAAGGUUUCACAGGCCCUAGCAUUAAGUUCUACUUGAAUAUUUACCUAUUUCAAAAAGGGAACCACAAGUGCUGGGAUACUUCAUUUCUCUGUUACUUAAAUGUAAAUCUUCAGAACUGCCUUCUUUUAUCAAGAGAAGAAACAGCAUUUGCAUAUUCUGCAUCGAUGACCUCCAUCGUCACUAGACCUUCAAGAACUGAAGACGUGUCUAAUGGAUUGUGUCAUCGGCCAGCCUGUGGAUCUGUCUUGUCUGUACAAACUCAGCAGAUGUUGUUCUUUCUCGCAUAUUUGGACAUCAGCAUCUCUUGUCUAGGCCGCUGAUUGUGGUUCAAAGGACAGAACAAGCAAAAGAUUCCAGAGCUGAUUAAGUAAAAACAGACCUGUGAAAGUUACGCUUACGUCAACCAUGAUGCAUCAAAGCCAAACCUACGUAGGCUUGUUAGUGAGCAAAAAGAGAGAGAGAACAUUGCACUAGUUUUCCUCUGUGAAGCAUUCCUGGUUUAAAGGAUCACAUCUUCCAUGUCCAAGACUGGCUGUUGAUUCUUCAGUGUAUUAUGUCAAAUGGAAUAUCUGAAAGAAGUUUGAACAAAUGCGACUGAAAGGGCCAACAUUUAAUGUAGCUUUGAGAUCGUUGUCACCAAUCUGCUUCAAUAUUUCAACUUCUCAGUGGUAGAUUAAUCAGGGUCAGUGAAUUAAAACUGAGUCAAACACUCAUUGAACAGAUGUUUCAGAGCUGUAAAUCACGUGCCAGAUAAAUGUGGCCCCAAUCCAGUCUGCAGCAUAUUGUAUAUGAUUAUUUAACCUGCACUGUGCAUUUCAUCAUCUCACCAUAUAACGGUCUUGCUUAUUCUGGGCCACGACUUUUUUUUUUACUCGCAAGCGUAUGUUUGUAUCAAAAGGGCAGACUUGUCCUGCUCUCUGUUCAUAAUGGCCUCCUUACAUUUCUUUGGGUAGAUACAAAUUGUGUGUCUUUAGAAAUUCUGUGUCAUUAUAUUGUGCCUGUUCUGUGACCAUUACAAGCAUGGCUCCUGUAAUGAUCAGUGGUGCUUUUAUACACACCUUUCUGUCUGGUAGAGUUCAACUCUGAAAUUCUAUCAGCAAGAGAAAGAAAAGCAAUAGUCACUCAGCCUGUUCAGAUUGAAUGAAAUAACAGGGAUACUUCUUACAGUCUACCUUGUAUUAAUGCCAACACAUAAGCAACAAACUGGGGUCUCUUAUUUAUUGCUUUCGAAAUAAAUAGAACCCCCCCUGUUCUUCCAUCACCUUUAUUUUAAUUGCCAUUGCCAUAAGCCUUGAAUUCAGUGAAAAGCAAGAUCUUUCAAGAAAUUAACCGCCAUAUUUUGUUAAAAAAUAAAAAAAAGUGCCGCUUAAAAUGUUGUGGUAUUGCAGGGUAUAUACAGUAAAUCCAGGUUAGAAGAUGAGGUUUUAACAAAAAGAAUAAUAUUUUAACAAAAUAAAAAAAGAAGUCUCCAGUUAACAUAUUCAUCGAUUAAAGACAAUUCAUUGCAUUCUUCACCGCUGAAUAAUGAAUGCUUAUACAAAAUGGCAGGUUGGUCAAUAUUUCAUACAGUAUGUGUGUUUGUGUGUGUGUGAGACUUCUCACUGUGUGUUUUGUGAUGUUCAUUUCUAUGUUGUGUGCUUUGGAAAAUAAAAACAGGUUCCUUCUUAAUUGCCCCUCAGAUUAUUAGUCUUAGUAAAGCAGGAAAAGUAACCAGUGAUGAACUGGCCCUCAUUUCAUUUUGCACUUGUGUUUAUUGGCCGCUGACUUGGGUUGCUGUGGCAGCAUACAACUUUAUUUAGUCAAAACCUUUUAUCACAGGGAACCAAACAUUUCAACAGGACUUUUCUGAAGUGCCAGAGCUUUGCUCAAAACUCAAGUUUUGUUCGGAAAAGCGCAGAUUAUUAUGGUAGUGAUCAGUGGUGUAGCUAAUCAGUUACUGAGCCCCACAGCAAAUUAAUUUUAGGGCCCCCAACAGAGUUUGUCCUGUUUUACCAAUAUAUAUAUAUAUAUAUAUAUAUAUAUAUAUAUAUAUAUAUAUUGCUCAUUAUUUGGGCUUCAUGGGGCCCCUAUAUCUCCUGGGCCCCCGUGUAGGGUCUGCUUCCUCUGUAGUUACUCCCCUGAUAGUGACAUUUUGAGUGCUUAGAUAAGGUUUCUUCCAUUGGACGCUCUCGGCUGUUGGUGAGAUAGUAGUAUUGCUGUGAGGGGAUGCUCAAUGUUAUAGCUCAGAAACAGCUGCAGAAUUGUAGGUGAAAUGACAGUGGUGAAGAGUGCAUCCUUAAUUUCUAUGCGAAAAGUUAUUUAUUAAAUGCCUGAUUUUGUAAGUCUGAGCCUUACUUCGAAUAUGUAUUCGUGUAUAAAUCUGGUAUGCUGAAACAAUAAUGCUAAGAUUGUUUAUCCUGCUUUGGAAUAAGAGAUGGGCUGGAAAUCAGCCUGUUACAGAUCUUGGCAUUGAGCACAAAUAAAUACUAAUAAUAAAGUUCAUUGUAUCAUACCCAAGCGAUAUACAUGCUACUCGCUAUUUUAUUCAUUCUAUUACCUUGUACCAUGAUUCUUGACCUUUCAGUGAUGUUUUAACCAACAUUUUGUGCGGGGGGGGGGGGGCUUUAAAUAAUCUACAGAUAAGGUAGCCUGUGAAAAUAAGUUAAUAUUAAUAAAGAGACAACAAAUAUAAUGUUUUAACAUACACAAAUUAUUUCUGUACUGUAAGUAUGGCCUGGGUGACCACAUGAUUUCAGUUGGGCUUAUAACACGAAUAGCAAAUGGCUAUGAAAAGGCUACAGAAAUGAUUAAUAACCCUUCUUUUCUCUCUAUUAUAUGUUCUAAAGGUGCAACACUAUUUAAUUGCACACUCACAGGUGCUUGCUAUGUAACUGGCAUGCAUGUGGGUAGCCCAUGGGUUUCUGCCUACACGUGCUUUAAGUUGAUCAAACAUGAGUGCAUUUUUGCCCAAUUCAAUGACCUCCAUGCUGGGUCAAAUCAUGCUGACCCAAUCAUUCGCCCCCAGUCCAAAAAUCGAAUCAUAAUUCAGGCCUAUGCAGACCCACUGGAAGAAGAUCACACAAACAGCUGCUGCUUCCCUGUAUGGAUUGUUCUAACCUGCCUGAUAGCUAUAUGGUUGAUGAAUGGCUGCUGUAUGGGAAAUUUACUGGAGGCUAAAUUUAGGAACAAGUUGUAACCUGAUCCAAACUUGCAGCCCUUCGCAGUCUCGCAUAUGUGCUAGGUAAAACAAUAAAAUGAGUGUGAAAGCGCUAUGUGAGAAUGGUUCCUAUCAUCAGCUGAUUUUUCUUUAUACCCAUGAUUGCUCCUUUAUUUCUAAUGAAAAAGUGUGAAAAAUAUGAGAAAUGGGACUUAAAUCAUAAAAACUGAUAAAUGUCCCGCGGUUUCAGUGCAAAUGCCCAAGCUGAGCAGCAGGUCAGGAAUCUCUUUUUAGAGGUUUUCUUAAUGAAAAACUGCAGGAAGGUUGCCGCACUGCAUACUUUUAACUAAAAGAAUUUGGGUUUUUAAGGUCUGCUUCCUCUAUAGCUAAUAAAAACCCCCUCCUCCUCAGCCACUCUCUUACCUGCGGCGAGGAAGGGGGAGGCAAGUUGGGCGGGAGUCGGGUCAGGGAGUUGGCGGAGUUGCGGCGGGAAGUGGGUGGGAGGAUGGAGAUCAGCGUUGCGACGGGCUCCUCUCAAGAUUUUUUUGCUGGAGGGGCCGGCUCACUUGAGUUACGCCACUGCCAGUCAUUCAUCAUUAUUGCUGGGAUGCAAGUCAAUCCGUUAAACAUUGAGCCUUUAUAACCCUUCUUCUCAAAAACUUUUAAUCAUUCUCAUCAUUCUGCCUCUGAACUGAGCCAUGUAUUUUCCUAAUGUUACAUAUUUUUAAAUAUGGGAGUGAUAUAUUAACGAAUACAGGGAGUGAUAUGUUAACUGAUGCCUAUGGAAAUGGUAGUGCAAUUGUGAGCAGAUUGUGUAAUCUUCUCUGUGCUCCUGCUGUUUAAACGCAUUCAUGUUUUAAAGGGCAAUAAGAAUUCCAAAAUCAGUUUUGUUUUUUGUUUUUGUAGCCUCAAAUUCAGUAUUGAUCAAGCAGUGUAGGGAGGAUGGUGGGUUAAGUCUGCCCAUGAGUUGCCUGAAGUGAACAUUUUCGAAAAACCAAUUCAACCAUGACCCUGUAUGUGGAUUGCUUAAUAAAAGCAGAGGCACAAGAUCAGCAAACUUCUGUAUGAGUGACUGAUGGGAGGGUUUAAUUGUCAUUUUAAGGUCACAGAUUUAUGUUCUGCGGAGGUAAGCUGGAUAAACCAUUUCAGUGAAUAAAGAAUAAACUACA
Molecule: messenger RNA, 6380 nt
Organism: Xenopus laevis (African clawed frog)
Lineage: Eukaryota; Metazoa; Chordata; Amphibia; Anura; Pipidae
Gene: phactr1.S
Product: phosphatase and actin regulator 1 S homeolog
Exons: 13
Coding region: 178-2094 (638 amino acids)
Biological process (GO): actin cytoskeleton organization; cell motility; stress fiber assembly
Cellular component (GO): nucleus; synapse; cytoplasm
Molecular function (GO): actin binding
Source: RefSeq, a predicted model, not a curated record